This is a messenger RNA of Pedinophyceae sp. YPF-701, 756 nucleotides long. Lineage: Eukaryota; Viridiplantae; Chlorophyta; Pedinophyceae. The record is from the annotation of a GenBank genome assembly.
AUGGACAUGGUCCGGUUAGAGAAGGAGGAGGAGAAGUAUGACGUGGACGACGUGCUCGGGCGCGACAUCAAGAGCGUGUUUCCGAGCUUGGAGAAGAAGGAGAAGGACAAACUGCAAAUGCCAAUGAUGCCGCAAGACAAGGUGCGCGAGCUCCUCGGGAGCAGCAAAUUCGUCACGGAGACGGAGCUGAAGGAGGCGCGCAAGGCGGCGGGGAAGAGCGAGGACGACGUGGGCCCCAGCGAACCCUACAGGCCGCUGGCGCAGAUCCUCCAGGAGCAGAAGGACGCGAAGAAGCGGGCCGCCGAGGAGCGCUGGACGGAGAUGAAGCGCGGGAAAAAUCGCCCGCUCGAGGAGGAGGACUACGAGUUCUUCGACAAGCUCGCGCACGAGGCGUACGUGAAGGAACGACAGCGGCAGCUCGAGGAGCGACAGGCGAUGGCGCAGUUCCAGCUGCGCCGCAUGCAGGCCGCGGACGAGCCCGCGGACGCCAAGGACAAGCCCGAGCCGCCGCUCCGGAGCGCGCCCGCGCAGCCGCCGACCCGGGCGCAGCGGCAACCGCCGGCAGCGAAAAAGAAGCGCCCCCUGGUGGUGAUACGGAAGGCCGGGGAGGAGCGCGCGGAGAAGAAGCAGGCGCGCGGGAGCGAGGGCGCGGAGCCUGCGGAGCGAGAGCGGGAGGAGGGCGGCGAGGUGGGGGCUGCAGACACCUCGGGGGGACUCGCCGGGCUGUUGGGGGACUACGGCAGCGACAGCGACUGA